CUGCUGGAGAGAUGCUCCUUCUACCCCAACUUGGUGCUCCCUGAGGCCCUCCCAACCUGCCUCCAGUCUGAGCUCUGCAGCAGGGGUGCAGAGCUAGGGUUCCCCCAAGUUCUCAGUCACUUAAACAUGGCUCCCCACCCUUCACCUCUAACAGGAUGGUUUCCAUGGGGAAGUGAACCAGGACUUCCCCUGCAGGCCCCGCCCCAAAGCCAGGCGUCAGGGAGUAGGGAGGCGGCCUCCCUGCCUCCCCUCCAAAAAAAACUCUCUGUGAUUUCCUCUGGGUGGGAGGGAGCCACGGCCGGCGGCUGUCACAUUGCAGCUGUUACUCCACUUCUCUUGCUCCUCUCUGCAGGGACCAUGACCUUGGGAUCUCCCAGGAGACACCUUCUGAUGCUACUGAUGGCCUUGGUGGCCCAGGGCAACCCUGUGAAGCCCUCUCGGGGCCCGCUGGUGACCUGCACGUGUAAGAACCCACACUGCAGGGGGCCUACCUGCCAGGGGGCCUGGUGCACAGUGGUGCUGGUGCGGGAGGAGGGCAGGCACCCCCAGGAACAUCGGGGCUGCGGGAACUUGCACAGGGAGCUCUGCCGGGGGCGCCCCACCGAGUUUGUCAACCACUACUGCUGCGACAGCCACCUCUGCAACCACAACGUGUCCCUGGUGCUGGAGGCCACCCAAACUCCUUCAGAGCAGCCGGGAACAGACAGCCAGCUGCCCCUGAUCCUGGGCCCCGUGCUGGCCUUGAUGGUCCUGGUGGCCCUGGGUGUCCUGGGCCUGUGGCAUGUCCGGCGGAGGCAGGAGAAGCAGCGCUGCCUGCACAGCGAGCUGGGAGAGUCCAGUCUCAUCCUGAAAGCGCCUGAGCAGGAGGACAGCAUGCUGGGGGACCUCCUGGACAGUGACUGCACCACAGGGAGUGGCUCGGGGCUCCCCUUCCUGGUGCAGAGGACAGUGGCACGACAGGUUGCCCUGGUGGAGUGUGUGGGAAAAGGCCGCUAUGGUGAGGUGUGGCGGGGCUUGUGGCAUGGUGAGAGUGUGGCCGUCAAGAUCUUCUCCUCAAGGGAUGAACAGUCCUGGUUCCGGGAGACCGAGAUCUACAACACAGUGCUACUCAGACACGACAACAUCCUAGGCUUCAUCGCCUCGGACAUGACCUCCCGCAACUCCAGCACGCAGCUGUGGCUCAUCACUCACUACCACGAGCACGGCUCUCUCUACGACUUCCUGCAGAGACAGACGCUGGAGCCCCAUCUGGCUCUGAGGUUAGCUACGUCCGCGGCCUGCGGCCUGGCGCACCUGCACGUGGAGAUCUUCGGUACACAGGGCAAACCGGCCAUCGCCCACCGCGACUUCAAGAGCCGCAACGUGCUGGUCAAGAGCAACCUGCAGUGUUGCAUCGCCGACCUGGGCCUGGCCGUGAUGCACUCACAGGGCAGCGAUUAUCUGGACAUCGGCAAUAACCCGAGAGUGGGCACCAAGCGGUACAUGGCGCCUGAGGUGCUAGACGAGAGGAUCCGCACGGACUGCUUUGAGUCCUACAAGUGGACUGACAUCUGGGCCUUUGGCCUGGUGCUGUGGGAGAUCACCCGCCGGACCAUCGUGAACGGCAUCGUGGAGGACUAUAGACCACCCUUCUAUGAUGUGGUGCCCAAUGACCCCAGCUUUGAGGACAUGAAGAAGGUGGUGUGUGUGGACCAGCAGACUCCCACCAUCCCUAACCGGCUGGCUGCAGACCCGGUCCUCUCAGGCCUAGCUCAGAUGAUGCGGGAGUGUUGGUACCCGAACCCCUCUGCCCGACUCACCGCACUUCGGAUCAAGAAGACGCUACAGAAAAUUAGCAACAGUCCAGAGAAGCCCAAAGUGAUUCAGUAGCGCAGGAGCGCCUAACUCCUCUUGGCACGCAGCGGGGUGGGGGGUGGGGAGUGGAUGGUGUCCUAUCUGGGUAGUAUGAAGUGGUGUGUGCUGGGGAGGGGGUGCCCCUCUAUGGGCAGCUGCGCCUGCCUGCUUGGGCCCCAGCCCAUCCAGCCAAAAAUACAGCUGGGCUGAAAUCUGAUCCCCUGCCGUCUGGCCUGCUCAAAGCAGCAGGCUCUCUGACGCCUGGCUCUCUCUCCCCACCCCCUACGGCCAGCAGGGUGCACCCCCUACCAUUCCCAGGACAGGAUGCAAAAGAGGCUCCAGAGUCAGAUUGCCAAGCCAGGGAAUCCCAGUCCCAGACUCAGAGCUUGGGCCUGUACUUUGUCCCCUGCCCUUGGUCAACCCCACUGCUCCACCAGAGCUGCUAGGGUGGCACAGGGCCCUGUCCAGCCCUCGGCACACACUGCCCUGCCAGGCUUUAGUCUCUGUCACAAACUCCAGAGGGCCAGGGCCCAUCCAUUUCUCUCCAUGGGUUUAUAUCUCAGCUCUAUGAUGCCUUGGACUUUCUCUCUCCUCAACAAGAACACAGCUUGCUGAAUGUCAGCUGCCUGGGAGAGCUGACACCUGACUUAUUAGGGCAUUAAAACCUAAGAGGUCCUACUGAGGGUGUGGCAGGAUCACAGGCCAGUGGAGAGGGGGCAGGUCAGAUGGGUAAGGCCCAGGACUUUCAGAAUAACUGAGAGGAUGGUGAGGUCAAGUAUGGCAAGCAGAAGGUCCGUGGGUGUCAAGAGACCCAGGUCUGAUCCUCAGGCCUGUCUCAGUUCCUUUUCUUUUUUGACACAGAGUUUUCCUCUUGUUGCCCAGGCUAGAGUGCAAUGGUGAGAUCUUGGCUCACUGCAAGCUCCACCUCCUGGGUUCAAAUGAUUCUCCUGCCUCAGCCUCCCAAGUAGCUGGGAUUACAGGCGUGUGCCACCAUGUCCAGCUAAUUUUGUAUUUUUUAUAGAGAUGGGGUUUCUCCAUGUUGGCCAGGCCAGUCUCGAACUCCCAACCUCAGGUGAUCUGCCUACCUCGGCCUCCCAAAGUGCUGGGAUUACAGGCAUGAGCCGUCAUGCCCAGCCAGGACCUUUUUCUUAUCUACAUAUGGGAGGAUUUGGUCCUGAAGUCCUCUGAGGCUUCUUUAGCUCCAGUUCUCAGGUUUCAGUCUAUAUCAGAGCUAACUUCCUCAGUCCCAUCUAUUCCUUAUGCUCCAGCCCCUGGCAAUUUGCCUCAAGAUGUGGGUUUGAAAAUAACUUUGACUCAGGGAAUGUCUGAAGCACCUCCCAGUCUAAGUCUGCAAGCCCCAGUUCUUGCUUAAAGCCAUGCCAGUGGCCACCCUUGGGCUCAAACAGCUCUGGGCCUUUUGACCAACAAGUCAACCCCUCACCCUCUCUGUGGCAUACUCUUCUCUGCCCCAGGACUGUGGGGCGGCUUCCUCUAGGGCUUUCAAGGCUCAAAAGAAAUUUGGCUCCAUCCAAGAAGCUUCCAGCUCCCUCACUGGCCCCUGCUUCAGGCCCACAACCCUGGUCAGGCCCGUAGAGUGUGUCUCAGGAGGAUUCAGUGGCCCUAGAGACACACAGAAAGUUUGGCCUUUGGAAAUGUCAAGGGUGUAUGUUCAUGUAUGGAGCACAUUACCCUGGCCCCUGGGUGCAGGGAAGUGGGUUGGAGGGAAGCUUGAGGAAUAUAAGGAGCUGGGGUGGGGACUCAGGCUAUGGCCAAGGACAGCCCCAAGAUUGGGAAGACUGGCCUGGCAGUCCUCAACCCGGAGGCAGGGCAGUGAAGAAUGCUCUUCUGCUCCUGCUGUAACGACCCAGGGCAGCCUCCCCAGGCCGGCAUUUUAAGUGUGUCUUCCACCAUUCUCACAGUGGCACCUUUCCAGGCCUGUCUCCCAGCAUUGUGCAAGGCUCGGACAACCAGGAAGUGAAAGUGGGUGAAAACAGAAAGCUAAACGGACUAGGGCUGGGUUCCCAGAUCAUUAGGACAGAGUUUGCAAGUCCUCUGGUCAUUGGAACCCACCCAGUCCACGAAUCAUCUCCCUCCUGAAGGACUUUAUCUCUGCUGGGUUUUAGGAAAAACUCCUCCUGAGACCCCACUGCCAGAAACUGAAAGCUGCAGCUCCCCAAACGCUGGAAAAUCCCUAACAGAAGGCCUGGGGCAGGAAGUGGAGUGACAGGGGGCAGGUAGAGAGAAGGGGGCCCAAUGGCCAGGGAGCGAAGGAGGUGGCGUUGCUGAGAGCAGUCUGCACAUGCUUCUGAGUGCUGGAAGCUGUUCCACGGUGGAAAUUACACUUCUCUUACCUGGAGAUACUGUUUGUGGGAGCACUGGGCACGUACCUGACACUCAGUAGGUCUGCAAUAAACCAUGGUUAAAUCCUGA
This is a messenger RNA of Sapajus apella (tufted capuchin), 4263 nucleotides long. It is a transcript of the gene ACVRL1, whose product is annotated as activin A receptor like type 1. The record is from RefSeq and is a predicted model, not a curated record. Bases 127 to 1869 code for a protein of 580 amino acids. Gene Ontology annotation, molecular function: transforming growth factor beta receptor activity, type I; SMAD binding; ATP binding. The transcript is spliced from 9 exons. Lineage: Eukaryota; Metazoa; Chordata; Mammalia; Primates; Cebidae. Gene Ontology annotation, biological process: heart development; protein phosphorylation; BMP signaling pathway. Gene Ontology annotation, cellular component: BMP receptor complex; plasma membrane.